AAAAGGCUACAAAUAACAAUAACUGCCACAGAAAAAUAAUGCAUGACAAAAUAUACAGACCAUUUACAAUUACGUGCAAUAUUACAUUACAAUGAACAACAACUGUGACUGUCAUCAUAUAGAGCCACUUUAGCUUACUGUAUAGGACAUUAUACGCCUGUGGGUGGCGGUAAUGUGUAACAUUGUGCGCUACAGCAGACAACUUGCAAGAGAAGAAGAAAAUCAGGAGGGCUGUUUGAAAAGAUGAACUGCGCGUAAUAUAAUAUUUAUAUCGCUUGAAAACUAUAUAUAUGAUGAUGCUUUAAUAUAUCAAGACGCACGAGAUUUUUAAUCAUUAUGAGCAAAGAACCUCAAGCCUGUUUCAGUUCAAAUAAUGGCUGGAGAACUUUCAUGUGGUUUGAGGGGCCAAUCCUUCUACCUGCAUGAUGUGAAGAGACAUCAUCAGCCGUCUGGGAGGGAAAGUGGACAGUUUUCUCACCAAGGAUGUGAAUGUGAUUUUGUCGGGCGUUAAAGAACCUCAUAGUGCUUUGCAGGUGGAUGGUUCAUGUACUGCAGGGGGAAACAAAGUGGAACCCCCAGAACUUUGGAGAAGUAUCAGAGCAGUGUGCUGGCAAAUGCUUGUUUGUGGGGAGUCAAGGUCUACAAUGUAGAUGAAUUUCUAAAGUUCAUCAAUCAUCUAAAUCAGAAAAUGAGGACAGCUAAGAAAAAAAGAAGCAAACUGACAGCUCCUCAUGUGAGAGCUGGAGUUUUGAGAGGUCCUUAUCUGAAAGUGGAGGACUCCAGUCGGUGAUUCUCUUAACUCUGCUUUCUGUUUAGAUGGUAGUUUAGGUACUUUAUACUGUAUUUUACACUGUAUUUUAUUUUAAGUGAAACCAAUAGGUUGUCUCAGCCUCUGGAACUGUGAUCAGAUAAUGAGUCAAGAAGUUGUCAGUUGUAGCUGAUCUCACUUCUGGUUCAUUCAUGUCUCUGAAAAUGGGAAGACAAAGUCUUGUAUAUUGCAUUGUGUGUACACUAUUUUUGUGCAGUGUGCUCUGGCUGUGCACUGAACAAUUGUUUUUUUUUUUCAAAUCUAGAUAUAGUAGUAGUAAUAGUGUAUAUGACAGAAAUAGUAUGAGUGCUGUUAUACUUUUCCAGUCAUAGCCAGUGUCUCUUUAAUGAAACGAGUGGAUUGUCUGCUGUCAGAUUUUAUGUGCUUAUUUUGGUUUGUCUUUAUUUUUAAAAUCCCAAUAACUCUCUGGUUAUAAUAAACACAAUAUGUUAUACUUUCCAUUGUAAAACUGUUUUGGUCUCCAGGCCCAUUAACAAGGCGAAUGUUUCAGCCCAGGUCACUGUAGCUGUUUUAGAAAAGUUAAUUAUCAAAAUGCAUGCCGCACCCUUGGAGCGGAAAAGGUAUCAGAAAGAUAUCCUUUCUCUCCCCUGCUGAGGAUCUGUGUGCACAGAGCAGCUCUUGGCUAAUGAAAAGAACUAUUGUGUUUUGAGUCUGUUUGGCACUGCUGUCAGAAAUUGAUCCCACAAAUACUAGAUCCUGGUGGAUAUUGUUGAUUAAGCUAAUGUUAUACAUUAUGCAGUACAUUUUUUUUUUUUACACACCAUAAAUACUACAGUGACAUGUAAACAGACAGAUGAAAUGUCAUUUUAGCAUCCUCAGCAAAAAAACACAAAUACAUUUUCUCAUAGAUUUCAUUAUUUGGCUGCACAUCCGAUUUUGGUAGCACAUUUAGGUAACACUUUACAGUAAGGCUCUGUAUGUUUGCAUUACUUAAAUCCAAUAAUUAACAUGAUAUGUUUAUAAUCCUUUUACAUGCAUAAGUAUUAAUUUCUAUAAUGGUAUUGAUUUUACUCAUAACUACUGAAAGUUAUCAAAAGAUUAAUUUAAUCGUUUAGCAGAUGUGAAGGCCUAGAAAUCUCAACCAUUUCUUAUGCCAGAGGAUGAUGCAACUGAAAGAGAACUCUAAACUUUUGAAAUACAGUAUGUGUUGACAUUUACUGCUAAUUAACUGUAUCAGCAGCACCAGAUGCAUCUGUUCUUUCCAAUUUGGAAAUAUAAUUUAUCUCCACCUUACCAAAUUGCUUAGACCCUGAUCAUUGUCAAGUUCUUAAACUCAAAGUUUUGAAAAACUUAAAUAUAAUAGUUUCAAGUGACAUUAUGCUUAUUAAGUAAGUGAGUGACGUGACAUACAUGCAAGUAUGGUGACCCAUACUCAGAAUUCGUGCUCUGCAUUUAACCCAUCGAGAGUGCACACACACACAGCAGUGAACACACACA
Molecule: messenger RNA, 2266 nt
Organism: Cyprinus carpio (common carp)
Lineage: Eukaryota; Metazoa; Chordata; Actinopteri; Cypriniformes; Cyprinidae
Gene: dbf4b
Product: DBF4 zinc finger B
Exons: 7
Coding region: 545-790 (81 amino acids)
Source: RefSeq, a predicted model, not a curated record